AUGGAGCUAUCACCUCAUGGCGCUUUUACGGCACCAGGUCAUCUUCUGUGCGUCGAUGAGCUGGACAAACGACACGAAAUAGCAGUCCGGCUCGAGAGCUAUAUCAAGCGAGACGUGUUCGGAUUUCGUCUUCGCGCAGAAGAUGUUUCAACUAUUUUGACGGCAUCUAUCGAGCAUUUUGAGCCUGGCCAGGUGUUCUCAGUGCACCGUUUCGAACACAACGGCGUUACCUACUAUCCCACCUUGGCAUAUUAUAUGAAACGAGUUCUCGAUGGAAUUGCACCACUGUGCAAGCACUACCUAGUCCACCAGGGGAAAGAAAACGGCCUAGAUGGACAGUCUGAGACUCCAGGAUCUGAUAGCGAUUCGGGUCCUGAUGUGAGUUUUUCCUGGGACACGCCCGUUGUCGGGACUAAUCUCAAACUCGAUGAUCAUGUCCGCGACAGAGAAGAAGAAGCUAAGUACCUGGAUCGCGACGGCAAAACCUGUGUUGUGCUUGGCACAGCAAAUCCAAUGGUCAGCCACAUCAUUCCAUAUACCUGGAACGACACUAAGGAGCAUAACAACACGACUGGAGACAUCAAGGUUCGUGCUCGUGGCUUAUUCAGAACCAAUCUCUCCGGUGCGGCUCGUUACGUUUGCAAUCCGCAGGAGCUGGGGGGUACUAACAAAGUAUGGAACAUGAUGUGCCUACAUCCCGAGCUGCACAAGCUGUGGGCUAAGGGCUACUGCGCAUUCAAGUACAUCCGCACCGAGAACUCUAAUGAGAACGAAUCAAAAGUCACCUUGCAGUUCCGAUGCAUGCCACAAAUCAAGAAGCGUCUUGGUCAAGAGAUAGACAUCCAUGGCACCGGCCCAGGAAGUGACUGGCAGCAGUGGAUCGAAGAGCUCAAUGUGUUUCACAGUCAAGGUAGUCCACCGCCGACUCCCUGUCAAGAAGCACUUCGACAUCUCACCAAGUCCGGGGAUUCACUGCUCUCAGGACACCUUAUUCAUAUCAACAUGCCAACAGACGACACGAAAUGCUUCGCAGAGGUUAUAAACAUUCAGUGGGCAUGCAUCCUGUUCACUGCGCUAGUUUGCGCGACAGGCAAUCCAGAAUUGCUUUCGAUGAACUCAGGUGAUAAGGUUAAGCAGUGGAUUCAGAGCCAGGCGAGGUGGGCUCACGAACAUGGACAUGACUCUGACUGA
Fusarium mangiferae is the source of this 1191-nucleotide messenger RNA. RefSeq lists its product as uncharacterized. The transcript is spliced from 3 exons. The coding region runs from base 1 to 1191 and encodes 396 amino acids. The record is from RefSeq and is a predicted model, not a curated record. Lineage: Eukaryota; Fungi; Ascomycota; Sordariomycetes; Hypocreales; Nectriaceae.